AAGAGAUCUGGAAAUAAAAAAAAAAUAGGACGCAAAACCCUCGAUCGUACUACUACUACUACUACUACUAGGGUUUACACGAACCGGAGCCAGACGGCCAGACCCAAACAGCAAUGGAGGUGGACUGUGUCACUAAUUCUUCUCUUGAGAGGAGAAUAUGGGCUAGCUUUGUUGUGGAAAGUAUGGUGGUUGAGACUGUUUUUAAGUCUCUUGCUUGCUUCUUCUAUGUGGCUGGCUCACUGUUGAAUGAUAUCAAUGCAUCACCAAAGUUGACAGCAAUCGAUGAGAGGUUUCCUAUGGAUCAACUAUUCAGGAAGAAAAGCCCUGAUGCAGAAAACAAAGAUGCUAGUGAUACAGAAGAUGACGACGAUGAAGAUGCAGAUGAAGAUAAUGCAGAUCCAGAUGAUGAUGCAAACGAUGAGGAUUUUUCAGGCGGUGAAGGGGUGGAAGAAGUAGACCCUGAGGAUGAUCCUGAAGCCAAUGGUGAAGGAGGAAGUGAUGAUGAGGAUGAAGACGAUGACGACGACGAUGAUGGUGACGGAGAGGAUGAUGGUGACGGAGAGGAUGAAGACGAGGAAGAAGAGGAGGAGGAGGAGGAAGAGGAUGAGGUUCCCCAGCCACCCUCUAAGAAGAGGAAGUGAUUAACAGGUCUUAUAGGGUAGUUUAGGUUUAAGUAGGGGAGAGAAUUGCGAUUGCGAGUCUGCAUAGAGUAGAAUUUACUAUCCUUGUCCUUAAUGAAUCUGUAUUCUGCUACCAUUGGUGUCUUGCUACUACAGAUUAUUGUGAUGUACAAUGUUAACUUUAUUUUAAUUAAACAAUGGAACUGCUUAUAUCA
This is a messenger RNA of Mercurialis annua (annual mercury), 835 nucleotides long. Its product is annotated as phosphopantothenoylcysteine decarboxylase subunit VHS3-like. Bases 114 to 641 code for a protein of 175 amino acids. The transcript is spliced from 4 exons. The record is from RefSeq and is a predicted model, not a curated record. NCBI's taxonomy places the organism in Eukaryota, Viridiplantae, Streptophyta, Magnoliopsida, Malpighiales, Euphorbiaceae.